AUGAAGACCUCGGUGGACGGGGAAGAGAGGGUGAUGGCGGCGGCGCAGCAGAUCGUUAGGAGCCUUGGAACCUCGAAGAACAUGAAGGAGGACAUGCUCCUCAUCCUUUCCAGCUUCGACAACCGGUUCUCAAACAUCACGGACCUCGUCAAGGGUGGAGGGAACGCGCGAUUGGCGGCCGCGGAGGAGGUCAUCUGUCGUUGGGGGGAUUCCUCGUCUGGGACCUCCCGCGGCUUCAUCCCGUGGGAGGAUUCGCCGGACGAGGUGGCCGAGUACCUGGCCGCCGUCGACGAUAUCAUCUCCCUGACGGAGGGGGCUGGCCAGGAGUCCGCUGACGACGCUGAGAUCCUCGAUCGAGCGGAUAACGUGCUACAGAUGGCCAUGGACCGGCUGGAGGAGGAGUUCCGCCGUAUCAUGAUCCAGAACACGGUGCCGAUGGACACUGCCAACCUCUAUGUGUCCAGCCGGAGCAUGUCCCUCUCCUUUGCAUCUAGUGCCGGUGUGGGCAUCGAUGACUACGAUAACUAUGUAGAGGAGGAACAGGAUGCUUACGUGGACGAGGGAUCGGUUGGCGGUAGCUUGUCUGACGACUUCCGUGUUGAGAUGGUGCGGUCCGAGGCGGUACCUCACCUACAGAGCAUUGCGGACCGGAUGAUUCGGGCAAGGUACGAGAAGGAGUGCUGCCAGACCUAUAGCAGUGUCAGACGGGAGGUCCUUGAUGACUGCGUUGCCGCCCUGGGGCUCGAGAAAAUGAGUAUUGAGGAGGUUCAGAAGACCGUGUGGACGGAUUUGGACGGGAAGAUGAAGAAGUGGGCGCAGGCAGUGAAGGUCGUUUUCCAAGCUCUUCUGCUCGGUGAGAAAAAACUUUGUGACCAGAUAUUUGAGGUCUCCCCAGUGAUUGGAGAUAUUUGCUUCACCGAAACCGCCAAAGGGUGCGUGAUGCAGCUGCUGAAUUUCGCAGAGGCAGUUGCAAUUGCACAAAGGUCACCUGAGAAGCUGUUCAGGGUACUUGAUAUGUAUGAUGCUCUAUCAAACGUCAUGCCUGAAUUGCAGGUAAUGUUCCCCGAGGAACCUAGAGAAUUUUUAUGUGGCGAGGCAGAAUUGAUAUUAAAGAGGCUGGGGGAUGCUGCAAAGGACACACUGGCUCAGUUUGAGAAAGCGGUUCAGACUGAGACUUCGCGGAAACCUAUGAUAUUUGGUGACAACCAUCCUUUAACACGUUAUGUGAUGAAUUAUUUGAGAUUGCUCAUGGAUUAUGAAAGAACUCUCAAUGAUCUUCUUAAUGAAGGUGAGAGAGAUGUUGACGAUCUUCCAGAAGUGAAGAAUAAUGAAGAAAAUCAGUUUGGAGGGAGCAUGUCUCAAUUGGGCCACCAUGUUCUUUCAACAAUCUCUUGUCUGGAAUCCAAUAUUGAAGAGAAAUCCAAACUUUAUGACGACAAAGGAUUGCAGUAUGUGUUUCUGAUGAACAACAUACAUUACAUUGUCCAGAAAGUGAAGGAUUCUGAGCUCCGAACCGUGCUGGGGGAUAACUGGGUUCGUAAGCGCCGUGGUCAGAUACGCCAAUAUGCUAGGCUCUAUCUUAGAGCUUCUUGGAGCAGAAUCCUUUCUUACUUGAGAGAUGAAGGUAUGAGUGGUAAUGGAGGCGGUAGUAACACGUUCAAGGUUGCUCUCAAGGAGAGGUUCAAAAAUUUCAAUCUUGCAUUUGAAGAGAUUCACAGAAACCAGACAACCUGGAAUGUUACAGAUCUUCAACUCCGGGAGGAGCUCAGGAUUUCUAUAUCAGAUAUGGUGAUUCCGGCUUACCGUUCUUUUACAGGCAGGUUUGGCAGCUAUUUGGAGGGUGGACGAAAUUCAGCGAAGUACAAAAAAUACACACCAGAGGAUUUGGAAAGAUGCAUAUUGGAUUUAUUUGAAGGCUCAUCUGGGGCUUCUAGCUAUUCGAGGAGAAGACACUAG
Messenger RNA from Spirodela intermedia, 1956 nucleotides. The record is from the annotation of a GenBank genome assembly. NCBI's taxonomy places the organism in Eukaryota, Viridiplantae, Streptophyta, Magnoliopsida, Alismatales, Araceae.